Molecule: messenger RNA, 3987 nt
Organism: Lingula anatina
Lineage: Eukaryota; Metazoa; Brachiopoda; Lingulata; Lingulida; Lingulidae
Source: RefSeq, a predicted model, not a curated record
UAGCUUGGGUGUCAGCCAUCUUUGGAAGGAGAAAUGGGGAGGGGAAUAACAUUGGAAGUUCUAAAGUGAUUUUGACCUGAAGUAUUUGAAAGAAGUUAUAAAGAUGUACAUUAAGCCCAAGGGGAUAUAUAGCCACUGACAGACAGAUGCUAGAAGUACAGAGUAUCAAGCUAAGGGACACUAUAGAACAGAAUAAAGGCAUUGAGGAGUAAUUGUAUGGUGUAGCCCACCAAAACCUGGAAUUGCUGCUCCUAGCUCGGCAUUUGUCACCAGGGAGCAGCACAGCAAAAGCAGUUUCAUAGAGGACAGCACUGAACAACUGAAUUGUUGCUAGAAGGCAGCAUUGAACAACAGAACAGUCACUAGAGGUCAGCAGGUGUAGUGAAGUAGCAUCAUGGCGUCUGGAGGGGAGGAGGGAGACGCUGUAGGAAAGCAGUCAGAAGAUGAGGACAAACCCCAGGAUACCACACAAGCAAGUGAUGGAAAGCAAGAGGGGAAGAAGAGAAAGUUUAAGCCUUUGAAGGCCAUGAGGCGUUUCUUCAUGGGCCGUAAACGCAGUAAGACGUCAGAUGACCAGGCUGUCAGCAUAGUUGCUGUACGCUCUGCUAAAUCCACAAGUGAACUGUUACAUGUAAAAGCAGGAGAAGAAAGACCCGUUACCUUGGCAGGUAAUCUGAGUCUGUCGGCAGACAGUAUCUUCUCUCCAGACCAGAAGAAAACCAGUGAGGUCAGAGACCUGAAGGAAGCAGCAUUGUCUUUAGAGGCUUUAAAUACUCAGGCAAUCAAUCUCAAGAGAACUGGGCACUCUACAAGUCGUAGAAGCUUGGGAAGCAUGGACAGCUCGGAGGACGAUAUAGAGGAAUUUUACCAUCUUCCCAAGCCUGCUUUUAGUCCUGCCAAAAAGGAAAGCAGUGAGGAUGGCAUUCAAGCCAAAGAUGUAGACUUAGAUGCAGUAAAGCAGACAUCAGCUCUUGGUAAUGUGGCUGCCAGACACAAGAUGGCCAUCAGACCUAAGUCAAGGCGAGCUUCAUCCCAGUUCCGCAGCCCACAGAAAAGCGAGCCUCGACCUGCCACGCCUGUGCUGCCCAGUGUGAAUGAAGAGCCACCCCCAAAAUCUAGUCCAAAAAGAGAACAUAAAGAAGAAAAGAAAACUGCCAAGAAGUUUAAAGAUGAGACUGAUUCAAAGGAAAAACAAGACAAGGAAAAAGACAGAGUGGUUGCCAUGGAAACAGUACCAGUGAUCAGCAUAACUGCAGCUUCACCCGAGUCCGUCUUUGAGAGAUCUACCGAAGAAUCAAAGGUGUCUACAGAGACAAAACCAGUUGUUGAGCAACCCGAAGCAAAACAGGCAGCAAAAAAGGAAGAAGAAAACAUGGAAACUGAUGACGUUGUCUUGCCCAAACCAGCUUCAUCUGUAGUAGGUGGUGGAAUCCUUCUUCAGGAUGCAAAGCCGCCACCCCCUUUGUUGCUUGGCCAGGCUGACAACUAUGUGCAAGACCAUGAAGCAGUUGAGGAGAGUUUGAAGAAUGAAAAAGAAACUGUGACCACACAGGUGAAUCAUGGAGACAGUGAAGAUAUCGACCAUGCAAAGAAAGAAACCUGUGAAGAUGAAAAAGAGCAGCCAAUGGAGAUUGAAAUUGUGGAAACAAUACAGCCUGAGAAGACUGAGAGAGACAUUGUAAUUGAGCCAGCUGCCGUUGAGGUGGAAGUCGUGGAAUUAAAAACACCCGACAUCACUGAGAAAACAGAAGCUCCCCAGCCAAAAGAGAGGUCUCCUAGAGGCAGCAUGAGGGCUCCAUAUGAUAAUGUUGUAAUCAUUCCGAGAGAGAAGGACAAGGAGGAAUCUCAGCCUGACAAAUCACCUGCACGCAGACGCUUCCAGGACAGGCGUAGUAGGACUGUCCCCACCUCAAAUACUCAGUCUGAGGAGAUCACUAAGGCUCUAGGCAAGCGCCAGAGCAUGCAUGAGGAAGAAGAAGAACAAGAGAAAGACUCCAAACAGCCAUCGCCUAAACCCUUGGAGCGCUUUGCCCACCUGAAAAAGAAAAGCCCCUCAGAACCCACUAAGUCAGUCGUUGUGAUCAAGCAUGCCAAGGCUGUGGUGACACCUGGUAUGGUUAGCAGCCCAGAACAGACUCCAGAGGGAAGCACUGCUGAGCCAGAAAAGGCUCCUCCAAAGAUCUCUGCCUCCCAGUCUGUGUCAGUCAAGCCUCCUACUCCUUCAGUGAAGCCUGGUCGACACACUGUGCAAGAGAAGGUGGACACAGCUAACACAGACCCACCCUGGGUUGCCAUGGCAAAGAAGCGAGAGAAACUCCGGCAACAACAGCAGCAGCAACAAGAUGGUAGCAGUGAUGGACAGACGACGUCUCUGGGAGAUGGGAAGGCUGAGGAAGACCCUGACACUUCAAAGGAUGCAGAUGAAAAGCCUCAACCUGUCAGUUUUAGACACUCACUGAAACAGUGGCAAGGAAAGACUGUGGGCUCUGAGCACGAGAAACCUGCAGCAAAAUCGUCUUUUAAGAGAGAAACAUCACCUGUCAAACAACCUAGUCAGAAAGAUGCUACUCAACCAGAGUUUGGUGUAGCAAAGCAGCCAGAACUAACCAAAACAUCCCCAUUCAAACAGUCAUUGAACAAAACUAGGUCUAGUAGUCUAACUGAAGAAAAGCCAGAGUUAGCAAGGGCUUCACCUUUCAAACAAUCCUUGAACAAAACAAAGUCUACAAAUGAAACUGAGUCAAAACCAGAAAUCACAAGAGCUUCGCCAUUCAAACAAUCCUUCAGUAAAACUAAAUCCAACCCUGAAGUUGAAGAAAAACCAGACUCUGAAGCAAAGACUCCUCUCCUAGUCACACUAAAGCAAACAGAACCCAGAGGAAAAACCAUAUUCACCAGUUCAACUGGGGAAACUCCACCGACAACAGAAUCUAAACCUGAACCCAAAAAGGUGGUUUCACCAUUCAAGGUAUCUGUGAAAACAACAGCUGGGGUCACAUCUCCAGCAAGGCAGUCCUCCGUGAAACAGGACUCUGAGAAAGAAAACAAAGACCAACCAGAAGAGCGGAAAUUUGGGUCACCUUUGCGCAGGUCUUUGAAACAAGAUUCGGGACCAGCUCCUAGCAAGCCAGCUAAGCCAGAUGUCAUUUUAAGAGGAAAGCCUGCAGAGCCAGUCAUCAAUAUUGAAAUUAUUGAGAAAACUCCUCCAAAACCAAAACUGGCCCCUGUAUCAUCAACCAAACCUAGCAGUGACACCACACCACCAGAGAAAUGUAGCGAGUCUGCAGCUGUGUCCAGAAAAUCCCGGGUCUUGGAUCUUGUCAAGAACUUUCAGAAGUUAGAAGUCACAUAAGACUGCAAGGCAACCAGAUAGGAUGUUAUGUUGAAGGCAUGGUGUAAAGAUUGUGGUAAAAUCUAUGAAAUAUGAAAUCUGGUCACCAGCUUUUAAAUAGUUUAAAUAUGAGCCUGUGCCUGCUUGUUUUUGAAACUGUGAGUAGCUUGUGACAUAAGGGAUUACUAAAUAUGAUUUUUGAGUCUGUAACUCCCAGAGGAUGAAGGUGAAUUUGGUUAAACUUCUGAGACUCUGAGGGGAAAUUGUCAAGUUCUUGAUUAAUAUAAAGUUGAGUGAUUAGUAUGAAGUUGAUUGGGUUUCAUUUACUGCAUUGCCUCAAGACUGCUAACCUGGCUGGAUCCAAAUGUGGCCAUCGUUAUAUUUGAAAGCAUGACCAUCUUUGAGUUGUAUUAUGUAAAAAUGCUGCAAGGCAAGACAUAUCCGAGGCAGUACAACUGUGGAAUAUGCUCAUGUUUAGAUAAUGCUAUUUCUUGUCCGUCAAAAGGAGUUUGUAUCACAGUGUGCCUCAGACUCCAUGAUAACAGAUGUUAAUGGUAAUUAGCAGUCUCAUCUGAAGUUCUACAAAGGACAACUGUCACAUAUUCAUUAAAGGUGUUAUUAAUAUUUUUUCUGGAGCUUGUAUUGAGUGGAACGGA